GAGGUCGGGAAAGCCUUGGGUGAGAGCCAGAGGAGGAGGGAGUUGAGGAGAGAGACAAGUGGUAAAGGGCGGCUAUGUGCCAAUGGGGAAAGCGCACAGCGUCGUCCCUCUGCCAAACCAGCCUCCCUCUCUCCCUCCUGUUGCCCGCUUUGCCUCCGUGCUACCCUUGCCUCCCUCCCUCGCACCGAUCUCACCCUCCUCCCUCUCUUCCUGCAGCUCAUACAUACGCUGCAGACGUUGUUGUCCCCUUCUCCUUCCCCUUCGACCUCCCCUUCCCUCCGCCACACCGGACCCCCUCUCCCUUCCCUCCCUCCCUCCCUCCCUUCUUCAUUGCCUCCUGGGAAUACUUACCCUUUUACUUCAUCGGCGUCUCGCUUUGCUGGGCAGGCUCCUCUCUCCAACCCACGGCAUUCGUCUAGGCCUUCCCUUUAGGAAUAUAAGUUCAAUGGCUGAGGCUGGAAGUCCUGGCAGUCAAGACAGUCCACACUCGGAUGAUUACGGGGGUAACCAUGGGAGUGGUGAGAGGGAUAACUCCAGCGUUCGCGAGCAGGAUCGUUUCCUGCCAAUCGCUAAUAUUAGCCGCAUCAUGAAGAAGGCGUUGCCUGCUAAUGCCAAGAUUGCCAAAGAUGCGAAGGAGACAGUUCAAGAGUGUGUUUCCGAAUUCAUCAGUUUCAUCACGAGCGAAGCUAGCGACAAGUGUCAGCGGGAAAAGAGAAAGACGAUCAAUGGAGAUGAUUUACUUUGGGCCAUGAGCACAUUAGGGUUUGAAGACUACGUCGAGCCGCUGAAGGUUUACCUUCACAAGUACAGAGAGACUGAGGGUGCUCUGACGAACAAGGCUGGUGAAUCAUCUUCUGGCAAGAAGGAGGGAAGUGGCAUGGUAUCUCCUGGCGUUCAGCAAGGAGGCUAUAACCCUUACAUGCAAGCGCAGAUGAUGAAUCCUGGCAACUACCAGGUUCAACAUUAUUAGUAUUACAGGCUUCUGUUUCUGCAUCUUUGAAAUGACAAGAUGCAGCAACUGAUGAUGGGAGCUCCUGGGUGAAAGUUGUAAAUCUGUGUAAAGGCAUUCGACUCUCCUUGUAGAUGAAGAUUAGGGAGUAACCCAGAAACCCAUAGUCCUUUAGGUGUAGAGAGCUUAUGGGGAACGGUCAGUUUUACGUGACGAUUGAGUUAGCAUAAGGAAAAGAAGAGGAAGUUAGUCGUGGAUGCACUUCUGGUUUUGACAGUUCUACCCUAGCUGCUCAUUUUAGAUGCUGUCUGCGGAAAAAUCGGAGGGCUUUUUGAGCUCCAGUCAGCACAGCGUCAGUUAGGGGAUCAAGCAGUGAGGAAUUUGUCAGCAUUUUUUUCAACAUGCUGCUGACCCAGUGCGGGAACUGUACAAUCUUUGGAAAAAAAGAAAUGAACCUUGUUGUCUUUGUUCUGACAGCAAUUGAAUAGUAUAUUA
Physcomitrium patens is the source of this 1444-nucleotide messenger RNA. NCBI's taxonomy places the organism in Eukaryota, Viridiplantae, Streptophyta, Bryopsida, Funariales, Funariaceae. The record is from RefSeq and is a predicted model, not a curated record.